AUGGCCGCCUGCGUCCCACGGUCCCAUCUAGAGGUGUGCGCCGAGGCGAUUUCGACCGGUGGCGGCGUGGAGGUCGUUCAGAAAUGCAAUGAUUCAGCCCGCUCAUCUUGUGGCCUUAAUCUACUACUAACAGCAGCUGCUCUUGUUGAUGGCUAUGGAGCCAACAGUGAUGCUACUCAAGCAGGGUUAGGUUCUUCACAAGGUCACACUGCUACUGAUUCAGCAUUAUCGGAUUUUCCAGAAGAUGCACCCUCAAGUUGCGAAUGUGACGCACUGCCAGCUUGUUCAACAGCUUGUUCAGCAGGUGUGGAAACCACCCAUGAAUCGAGCUGCCAGCCAUUUCAAGCUUUGACGGUGCCUGUUGAGUCUCAGCAGAACUUUUGUGCUGCCUGUGGAGGAUUUCUGUCUGCUGAUGGCACAGCUGAUGUCACGGGCUCGAGUUCAAGUAGUUGGGAUGCUGAUCAAGCAGUAGUAGCUGCCCUUCACAAAAGCAUAGCUACAUUGAAAGAGUGCUUGAACGACAUGAAACGGAAAGUUGCUACACUGCAACAACAGAAAAGCAGAGCAAACCGUAGAAACCACGAACUCGCGCGAAACAUCAAGAAGUACCUGUCACCAGAUCAACUGCAAGGCAUGUGGACUUCCAGUAUGCGAGGGAAGCAAUGGUCUACUGAGACUCUACAGAAAGGCCUCAAGCUCCGUUUGGCAUGUGGAUCCAGAGGCUACAAUGCGGUCAGGGAGCUUGCUGUACCCCUUCCGAGUGAAAGAACUUUACAACGUCGUGUUGAAAACUACAAGUUCUCACCAGGAAUUCAGCAUGAGGUUCUGAAGUCUCUUGCUUCAGAUAACCACCAUGAAGGAGCAUGGGAGGCAUGAAGUUUUGAUCCUUGAUGAAAUUCAGUUGAGCUCAGGGCUUGCGUUUGACCAAACGACUGGCACUGUUAUUGGAACGCCAACUUUACCUUUGGCCGACGGUUCUCUGCCACAUGCUGCAGUGGCAACGCAUGGACUUGUUUUCAUGCUGGGUGGGGUUACACAAAGAUGGAAGCAGACAGUUGCUUAUCAUCUUACUGGAAACUCGUUCAGCAGUGCUGCAGUUCAAGAACAGUUGAUUGAAAUUAUUCAGGAAUGUGAAACAAUCGGGGUUCGUAUAGAUGCAGUCGUUAGCGACAUGGGUGGUGGGAAUAUGGCGCUCUGGAGAGAAUUUGGCAUAGUUGUGGGAAAGCAUUCUGUGUCAAGAGUUUCUUGUUGUCAUCCUGUUGACCAAAAUCGCAAGCUUUAUUUUAUGGAAGACACCGCACAUUUGCUAAAGAACUUGAGGAACCACCUCACACGUGGUCAAUCGAUUUUCCUUCCCGAAAAUGUGGUCGAAAAGCACAAGCUGUCUUGAAUGAGGUUAACCUUGUGCCGAUUCAGAAGCUGGUAGAAAUAGACUCUGAACUGCAAUUAAACAUAGCACCGCACUUGAAACCAUUCUUCUUGGACCCAGGACACUAUGAGAAAAUGAAAGUGGGGCCUGCAUUUUCGUUGCUAAAUCACGAUACUGCAGCUGCACUACGUUUCCUGGUCCAAAGGGGAGAUUUGCCCCAAGAAGCGUUGACAACAGCAUGGUUCAUGCUGUUGGUUCAAGGUGGUUCAAAGUGCUGACAUCACGUACAACGAAGCUUGGCAUCAGCAAGUUAAAUGAUCAGAAAUAUGAGGACUCAGUGAUUUUUUUAAAGGAUAUGGUAACUCUUUUUACAGAUCUGAAGAUAGGCUCUCCAUCGAAACACGUGUGGAAGCCUGUGCAGACGGGCAUAAUUUUGGUGUGUAAAGUUGCAUUGGAACUGCAGCAUUAUUAUCUUAAUGAGAAGGGCUUCUUUUUUGUUUUGCUCAGCCGGUUUGCCCAAGAUGCUCUUGAGAAUUUGUUCUCCACUCUGAGGGCGAAGAAUGCAGUACCAAAAGCUCUUCAAUUUCGUAGUGCUAUUCAAGCUGCUACUUUGGCACAGUUCUUUCGGCCCAGUAGAAGUGGAAGCUAUGCUAUCGACGGUGCUCCUUCCUUAGUUGGCAUCGAAAAUUGCCACGCAACAGCUCCUAACAGCAAUGAUACAGAAGCUGUUGAAUAUCCCAGUGAUCUUCUCGACAUAAGCAUGAUGGAGCAUGAGUCUUUUAUUUACCUUGCUGGGUUUGUGGUAAAGAGUGUUGCAAAGCACACAGAGAUUUGUGAGCAGUGCAAAACUGCCACAGUGUCGAACGAAGCUAGUGUGCUCACAAAGUUAAAAUCCUACACUGAUGACAGCAAGCUCGUAUCACCAGGGCCAGCAGUACUUCAUUUGCUCGAAACAGCUGAGAAUAUGUUUAGAGGGAAUAGCAACAAGCUUCUGUGCAAUGAAGUUACGAUUGGUCAACUUGUGGCCACCACUAAUGACAGUGUGUAAGCUGUCAAUUGUUUUCGACCUUGCCACAACAUUCAUCAGGAGAGGUUGCUGAGAGCAUUUUUUAAAACCAGAACUAACAUUCUUCAGCGGAAAGAGAAUAUACGUUUGGCAGCUGAUGAAGCUGAAGAUGCAAAAACUGGUAGUCGUAGCAUUGGAAAGCAGGCUGCUACAACCAAUGUAAAAUAGUGUGUAUGCCUCAUUUCUUUCGUGUUUUCCUUCCAUUUUUCUAUGAUGCAUAUGUGGUAUGGCCUCUUAACCUAGUCUGUAGGUACAGUACUCACGGAUUGAAAUGCAGGACUUAUGGUCUCAGUAACGCACAUACUUUUGUUGACACUGCGUUAAGUUCGGGUCAUAUUGGCGUAAUUUCGACUAGAACGUGUAUAUCAGAGCCAAAAUUAUUCUUAGAUACUAUAUUUAUCACAAGACGUGGUUAUUUCGAGCAGGUGUGCAUAUUAGUUAUCCCCAAAAACUUGAUGUUGCGUUUGAAUCCCCAAGUACCGUACAUGAGGAACUGCAGUGUUUUGUCAUAUUGUGAUUUCAUUUCAACAGUAAUUACUUAUCUUUGAUCCGUACAGCUCAGAGCAGAUGUUUUCAGUUGCCGUCAUAAUGUCAUUGAAAGUUCUAACACGUUUGCCCUGUUUGUUUCAGUGUGUACAUUUUGGUCCUUUAUAAGCAGUUCCCUUUAAGUAGCUUGGGUGGUGUCUCGAUCUCAUUUACGUUGUAAUUCUGUGUGACUAGAGUUCUUGAUGAGAAGCUUUGUUAACUUAGCUAAGCCUACUUUUAAUAUUCUGUGUCAAGUGUCCCUGUUUUUCAUUAUGUUUCUCGUCACUCGGGAAAUUUCGCUUACUUUCUGCCUUGGUGGUUUACCGCCUUAAAUUUCUGCUUCAGAUGUCAGUGUAGUAAUGGUUUUGUUCAUUGCUUCUGUGUCUGUUAUCUCGUUUUUCCUCUCUUUGCUUUGCAUUUCUUGCCAAACGCAAUUCUAAGCUCGUGUAUUUUUAUUUUGACUUCUGCUAGGUUAGCCUGUGGCUGAUUUUCCUCUUGUUGUCUUGAGGCUGAAGCUAUUGUUGCCCUAUGAUUUUUUCAGUUUUGCACUUGUUGUUGAGGGCAAUUAUAAGCUCGUGUGUUUUUAUUCCAACUACAUCUGGGUUGGCCUCUAUUUUAGUGGCUAAUUUUGCUCUUAUUCUCUUCAGAUAGAGCUGUUGUUACCCUCACUAGUCUAUGAUUAGGUCCGUGGUUUUGCUGUGCCUAUUAAAUGUUUUAUUCUGUCUUUUUCAUGUAUGUCCUGUUUCAUGCCUACAUAUCUGCAUAAUAUGUUUUGCAUAUCCCCAGUAGGGGCUUUCCAUGUCUACUUUCUAUUCCUGUGCUUUCAAAAGUUCAAUAUGUGUACUUCAUUUCAUUCGCUAAAUUCCAGAUGUGGAGUGUUAAUCUUGAUAAAGGUGUUUGGCACAAAUUGCGUCCACUUGUCCCUAGUUGUGAGCGCACCACGAAUGCCAUCACUUUUCUUUACUCUUGUCAUUGUGAUGUGCACGUAUAGCAACAAGUCACCGUUAGCACAUAUUUCAUGUCAUUUAUUGUGUACACUGCAUAAUUAUCAUGUAUGAUUGAGGCAGUCCUGCAUUUUCAUGAAAUGUUGAAUAGAUGUCAUGUUUUGUGCCCUUCAUUCAGUUUUUGCAUAGAAUCAACUGUACUUAAACUUUGGUGUUUAUCAAUGAAGUGACAUUAUGGAAUAUGGUUUCCUAAUAAAUACCAGGCCCUUUUGUUCGCUUGA
Molecule: messenger RNA, 4185 nt
Organism: Rhipicephalus microplus (southern cattle tick)
Lineage: Eukaryota; Metazoa; Arthropoda; Arachnida; Ixodida; Ixodidae
Source: RefSeq, a predicted model, not a curated record